CUACCGUCUAACCCAUCUGCCGCUUCCAGAGUUCCCGCAAAUUUAAAUAGUUUUUAGGAAACAGUAAUAGUACCUCAGAUCAAUAUGCGAUCCAACAUUAAUUCAUCAAGUAAUUUGGGUCGUCGUAUAUCAAAUCUACCACCACCACCACCACUGAUUACUCCUCGAACUCGUCGUAAAAAUGUUAGAAGUCAAAUUAAUAGAUCUAUAGGAAAUGAAACGAUUGAUUUAACGUCUCCACCAUCUAGCCCAGCUUCUACAACUCAGCUGGAUACAGUCUUUCACCCUACUAAUACCGAGGAAUUUCAAUAUCAUGAAAAGAUGAUGCAUGACUCAUCAAAAUCUAGUGGAUAUCAGGGCACAGAAAUAGUAUCUCAGGGCAGCGUGCGAUUCAAUACUAAUUCAUCAAGUGAUUUGGGUCGUAUAUCAAAUCUACCACCACCACCACUGAUUACUCCUCGAACUCGUCGUAAAAAUGUUAGAAUUCAAAUUAAUAGAUCUAUAGGAAAUGAAACGAUUGAUUUAACGUCUCCACCAUCUAGCCCAGCUUCUACAACUCAGCUGGAUACAGUCAUUCACCCUACUAAUACCGAGGAAUUUCAAUAUCAUGAAAAUAUGAUGCAUGACUCAUCAAAAUCUAGUGGAUAUCAGGGCACAGAAAUAGUAUCUCAGGGCAGCGUGCGAUUCAAUACUAAUUCAUCAAGUGAUUUGGGUCGUAUAUCAAAUCUACCACCACCACCAAUGGCUAUGAUAUUCAAUCCAAUAAUCGAUAAUGUAAUGUCAUACUCCAAUCAAAUGUAUCAAAACUUCAUACAACAUGGCUCAAACAACACACGAGAAUCACAACUACAGUAUCAACAGCAACAGCUAACUGUUACUCAAACUCGUCGUACAAUUGUUAAUAACUCCUCAAUAAGUGAAACGAUUGAUUUAACGUCUCCACCAUCUAGCCCAGUUCCAACAACUCAACAGUAUACAGUUUUCUACCCUACUUUUACUGAGGAAUUUCAAAAUCAUGAAGAGAUUAUACAUGACUCAUCAAAAUCUAAUGAAUAUCAGGACACAGAAAUAGUAUCGCAGGGCAACAUGCAAUGCAAUACUACUUCAUUAAGUGAUUUGAGUCAUAUCUCAAAACUACCACCACCACCAAUGGCUAUAAUAUUCAAUCCAAUAAUCGAUAAUGUAAUGUCAUACUCCAAUCAAAUGUAUCAAAACUUCAUACAACAUGGCUCAAACAACACACGAGAAUCACAACUACAGUAUCAACAGCAACAGCUAACUGUUACUCAAACUCGUCGUACAAUUGUUAAUAACUCCUCAAUAAGUGAAAUGAUUGAUUUAACGUCUCCACCAUCUAGCCCAGAUCUUACAUCUCAACAAAAUACAGUUUUCUACCCUAAUUUCACCGAGGAAUUUCUAAGUCAUGUAGAGAUUAUGAUGCAUGAUUCAUUUAUAUCUACUGAAUAUCAGAUCUUUGUGACAGAAAUCAAUGGGGAAAAAAUCUACUGCAUAAACUCUAUGCCAUAUGAUAGUACGAUCUUAAUGAUAGGCUUGAAAUACCUGAUUUGUGAGCAUCUUCCUAUGGGCUCAGUCACAAAAUGUGUUGAUAUCUUACGAAAUUAUUUAAAAAUUCAGCUAACUAAAGCAGAUAAUGACCAAUUGAAUAUGUUGUUUGUGCAAAGAAUGGACGUUAUGAUGAACCCAGAAAAUGCCUUGAUGGUCAGGGCGCAAGAUCUCAAGCCAGUAUUUAAACAGCUAAAAUCAUUGAUGAGCCAACCUAGUUUUAGAAUUUCUAAUUUUUAA
Messenger RNA from Rhopalosiphum maidis (corn leaf aphid), 1803 nucleotides. RefSeq lists its product as uncharacterized. Bases 85 to 1803 code for a protein of 572 amino acids. The record is from RefSeq and is a predicted model, not a curated record. NCBI's taxonomy places the organism in Eukaryota, Metazoa, Arthropoda, Insecta, Hemiptera, Aphididae. The transcript is spliced from 9 exons.